AUGGCUAAACUCGCAACCAUCUCUGUUGCUUUCCUUCUCUUCCUGGCGUUAUCGCACGCCGCGCCGGCCGAAAAACCGGCGCAGAAAGAGGAUCUUGAGGCCCCCGCGGAAAAGGGGGACCUCAAGGCCGCGGCCUCGCACUGGGGCGGGUGGGGCGGCUACGGGGGCCACUGGGGUGGCUACGGCGGCUACGGCGGCUACGGCGGCUACGGCGGCUACGGCGGCUACGGCGGCUACGGCGGCUACGGCGGCUGGCCGUACUACGGUAGCUACUACAGUUGGCCGAGCUACGGGUACGGAUACGGAUACGGAUGGCCGUACGGCGGAUACGGGUGGGGAUACGGACACCAUGGCUAUUGGUGGUAGAGUAAAAUAAGGUUAUAGUGUGCAAUAUUCUAAACAACGAAUUGAACAUGGAUACAAGGUUUUAAGGUUUUUGUCACCACCAAUGUCACAC
Molecule: messenger RNA, 457 nt
Organism: Cydia fagiglandana
Lineage: Eukaryota; Metazoa; Arthropoda; Insecta; Lepidoptera; Tortricidae
Product: keratin-associated protein 19-2-like
Exons: 2
Coding region: 1-366 (121 amino acids)
Source: RefSeq, a predicted model, not a curated record